This is a messenger RNA of Labrus bergylta (ballan wrasse), 1898 nucleotides long. It is a transcript of the gene bicdl2, whose product is annotated as BICD family like cargo adaptor 2. NCBI's taxonomy places the organism in Eukaryota, Metazoa, Chordata, Actinopteri, Labriformes, Labridae. The record is from RefSeq and is a predicted model, not a curated record. Gene Ontology annotation, biological process: Golgi to secretory granule transport; vesicle transport along microtubule.
AAACCAGCUGAGCUUCUCUUGUGCAAACACUCCCACAUACAAACACGCACACACACAUACACUCACCAAACAGGAAGACCAUACCUGUUGGGUGUGAGUCGGCUAAGAACUAUCAGUGUUGUCGGUGAUGAAGUGUAGAUGAAGCCAGUAUAAAGACCACUUGAGCUGAAGAGCAAGUUUGUUAAGACAUACUUUGGAUUGUACAAUUGGAAAGUAAACCAAUCAAACGCCUCCAGACCAACGAAGAAAGAAAAAAGUCAUGGCUGCCCACCUUCCUCCUGUGUGAGUUUGGAUUACAAUAACGACAAUAAGGACUAGACAUGAAGCUUUCAACCUGAAACAGCCAGCAACUGUCAACAAUGUUCACCCCCAGGAAAAGCAGUCUUCCAUCCCCCAGCCUGGAGGACUCCUUCUUCCCUCUGUCCUCAUCCUCCUCGGUGUCUCUCUCCUUUGCUCUCCCCUCAUCCACAUCCUCUCCUGGCUGCGGUGACAGCGGAGGGGGGAUAGAGACUGAUUUGAUACUCGCUGCAGAGCUGGGACAGGCUUUGCUGGAAAAGAAUGAGGAGUUGGCAGCCUCUUUGGAGCAGAGCGAGAGGGAGUUGGAGGCUUUACAGCAGGAGAAGCAUGUUCUUCAGAGGAAGCUGGAAAUGAACCAACUGGAGUCUGGGCAGAGGGAGGCAGAGCUGACAGCAGAUUUGGGUGCUUUGAGGGAAGAGCUAGCGCGACAUCACAGUCAUGGGCGUGACCGGCGGAGGGAUGAGAGUGAUCAGAUGACUCAGUUAGCCAAUCACAACCAGCGCCUGGUGGAACAGCUCUCUGAGGCGGUGACACUGGAACACACCUUGAGGACUGAGCUCCGUUCCCUCAGAGAAGAUAUGGACGAAUCAUCUUUUAGCAGAACUAUUAACACAACUCAACUAGACAACGUAAAGGGAGAGAACAGAGUUUUGCUGGAGCGGCUGUCUCACAUGGAGGCACUACUUAGAGCUUCGCAGGAGGACAGCAAUCGAUAUCGUUCGGAGAGAGAGACACUGCGAGAGAGACUGUCAGACCUACAGACCAAGCUGAGAGAGAAAGAAGCAGAGAUAGAGCAGGAGCAGGGGGUGGUGUUUGAGUUACGAACCUUGAAUCGCUCUCUACAGCAGAAAGAUCUGAACAUGGGAGAAGAGAGCAUUCUGGACAGUACGCACACACAGCCCUUGUCUCUGCUUAGUGAAAUUCAGCAAACACAGGCUAGAGAGGCUCUUCUAGCUCACUCAGAUGUCCUUCAAGCAAGAGAGGAAGAGAUACAAGCACUCAAAGAGGAGGCGCAGUCUCACCGAGAAGAGCUGGAGUCUUUAAGGGAAGAAAUCAAGCCAUUUAGAAGCAGUCCUGAGAAGCCAAGUUACAGUUCUUUGGAGAGUGAAGUGGUCACCAUGCGCCAAGAAAAGGAAACACUAACACAGCAACUUCUCAAUACCAUCAAACACAAGGUGGCGCUGUCUCAAGAACUGGAAUCAUGGCAGGAGGACAUGCGGCUGGUGAUCAAUCAACAGGUGCAGCAUCAGGAGGAGGAGAGACAGAGGGAAACAAGGCGAGAGAAAGAAAACACUGGAGGACUCCAAAGAAGCAAAUCUUUAAGAGUGAGGGGAGAGGGAGGGAAAGGAUUCUUCUCUUCCCUGUUCAGAGACAAAUGACAAACAGAAGUGGCAGCAGCUUAGACAGAUGGUUACAUCCUUUAUCUUUGCCACUAUUGGAGCACAUGCUGCCACGUACGUACACCGUACACAUGAUUUCACCAGCAACACAUACAAUGUUCACAGACCUCAGAUUUGAAUAUAUAUUUGUAAAUAUUUAUGAAAUGUAUAAGAGCAAGAUCGGUUAGUUUUUAGGUCUUUAUAUUAAAAAGUUAAAGCCAA